Molecule: messenger RNA, 1115 nt
Organism: Asparagus officinalis (garden asparagus)
Lineage: Eukaryota; Viridiplantae; Streptophyta; Magnoliopsida; Asparagales; Asparagaceae
Product: proteasome subunit alpha type-2-A
Exons: 11
Coding region: 123-830 (235 amino acids)
Biological process (GO): ubiquitin-dependent protein catabolic process
Cellular component (GO): proteasome core complex, alpha-subunit complex; proteasome core complex
Source: RefSeq, a predicted model, not a curated record
AAAUAAACCCGGCUCCUUUCCUUGCGCAGGGGGCUUCCAUUUUCUCGCUCGUCCUCGUCCUCGUCCUCGUCCUCUCUCCGCUCCCUCGUUCAGCUCACCAAAACCCUAGAAAGAAAAAGGCCAUGGGAGACAGCCAGUACUCUUUCUCUCUCACCACCUUCAGUCCCUCGGGAAAGCUCGUUCAGAUCGAGCAUGCGCUCACCGCCGUCGGAUCCGGCCAAACUUCGCUCGGGAUCAAAGCUGCUAACGGUAUUGUUAUUGCCACUGAAAAGAAAUUGCCUUCCAUUCUAGUGGAUGAAACAUCUGUGCAAAAGAUUCAGCUCAUGACAGCAAACAUCGGGGUUGUUUAUAGUGGAAUGGGGCCGGAUUCUCGUGUUUUAGUCAGGAAAAGCAGGAAGCAAGCAGAGCAGUACUAUAAACUAUAUAAAGAAGCAAUUCCUGUAACACAGCUUGUAAGGGAAACUGCAGCAGUCAUGCAGGAAUUCACACAGUCCGGUGGGGUGAGGCCGUUCGGGGUUUCUUUGUUGAUAGCUGGUUAUGAUGAUAAUGGCCCACAAUUAUUUCAGGUUGAUCCUUCUGGUUCUUACUUCUCAUGGAAAGCUUCGGCAAUGGGGAAAAAUGUUUCUAAUGCAAAGACAUUUCUUGAGAAGAGAUACACUGACGAUAUGGAGCUCGAUGAUGCUGUCCACACGGCAAUUUUAACCUUAAAAGAAGGGUUUGAGGGGCAAAUUUCGAGCAAGAACAUUGAAAUUGGAAUUAUUGGAGCUGAUCGGAAAUUCAGGGUACUGACCCCUGCUGAGAUUGACGAUUAUUUGGCUGAAGUUGAGUAGCUGAUCUGCAUACACUCUUGGUGGUUUGAUUUCUUGAGGUCAGGGAAAUGUGAGACUGUAGUCGAUAUAAAUAUUUAUAUUCACUUCUGAAUUCUUGGCUUCAGUUUGUACUUGAAACUAUUCUUGCUCGCUUUGAAUCCUCUUGUUUUUACUGUUUUUUUUUAUUGUGUAAGAUUUCACAGUCACUAGUUCUUUCUCCUCAAAAAAGGCGGCUUUUCUUUAAUGUAUUAUUGAGGGGAUGAAUUGAGAUAAUACACAAAUAGGUACAAGUAUUUUCCCCUUUUC